This is a messenger RNA of Silurus meridionalis, 10336 nucleotides long. RefSeq names its product protein argonaute-3 (gene ago3a). NCBI's taxonomy places the organism in Eukaryota, Metazoa, Chordata, Actinopteri, Siluriformes, Siluridae. Bases 665 to 3268 code for a protein of 867 amino acids. Gene Ontology annotation, biological process: regulatory ncRNA-mediated gene silencing; regulation of stem cell proliferation. The transcript has 19 exons. Gene Ontology annotation, molecular function: protein binding; RNA binding. The record is from RefSeq and is a predicted model, not a curated record.
GCCCCCGAGGAGGUGAGGCGAGCGUCUGCUUGUUCAACCGCGACCAAAAAGAAACGGAUUCGGGACGUGAUUUUGACAGCGUUUGAGGACGAGAUAAAGUGUCAGGGGGGUGAAAAAAGAAAGAAAGAAACCGUUCCGAAUCAUUUAAAAAGCUGUUUUUUUCCGCUUUUUUUUGGAUGAGAAUUUCGGCUAAGCGAGGAAGCUAGCUAAGUUAGCAUGGCAGCCAGCUAGCUAAACUUUUAGCCUACUUCGCGAGCGCGAGACACGAACGAACGAAUAAUAAAUAAACGCACUAAUAAAUAAGUAAAAUGUUUGGCUGUAAUUCUCUUUAUAGCUAGUUGAGACGAAUUUCCGGACGCCAACGAGAUACCGUGUCAGUACAGUAAGCUAGCUCUGUCGGUCUGUCAGCGGUGAGGACUGACCCCUGAGUCCGGUUUUGAGUCGCUGUGAGACGGUAGAGCCCCUGAAACCCGGGGCGGUCCCCUUUUCCCACUCAUUCUCUCUCUUUCUGAACGCACAAAACACCACCGCAUUUCUGGACGGAAAUAUUGACCAAACGGCACAUUUGCCUUGUGCCUGGGAAUUUCUUUGGAUUUCUUUCUCGCAAAGCCGGACUUUUCUUCUUCUGUGAGCCGGGGAAGGAACCGGACAGAGAGCCUCAUGAAUGGAAAUCGGAACUUCAGGAGUCGUUGGGGCCCAGUCCCUAUUCUCCAUGCCCCGGAGACCUGGCUAUGGCACCAUGGGGAAGCCCAUCAAGCUGCUGGCCAACUGCUUCCAGGUGGAGAUCCCCAAGAUGGAUGUCUACCUCUACGAGGUGGACAUUAAACCCGAGAAGUGCCCACGCCGAGUCAACAGAGAAGUGGUGGACUCCAUGGUGCAGCACUUUAAGGUGACCAUCUUCGGGGAUCGCCGUCCAGUCUAUGAUGGAAAGAGGAGCCUGUACACAGCAAACCCACUUCCUGUGGCCCCUGCAGGGGUGGACCUGGACGUCACGCUGCCAGGAGAAGGGGGCAAAGACAGGCCUUUUAAAGUCACCAUUAAGUUUGUGUCUCUGGUUAGCUGGCACUUGCUGCACGAGGUGUUGACCGGACGCAGCAUGCCCGAGCCCCUGGAGCUGGACAAGCCCAUCAGCACCAACCCAGUGCAUGCGGUGGAUGUAGUCCUCAGACACCUGCCCUCCAUGAAAUACACUCCAGUGGGCCGCUCGUUUUUCUCUGCUCCGGAGGGAUACGACCAUCCUCUGGGAGGAGGAAGAGAGGUCUGGUUCGGCUUCCAUCAGUCCGUUCGUCCUGCUAUGUGGAAGAUGAUGCUCAACAUUGAUGUGUCCGCCACGGCCUUUUACAAAGCACAGCCAGUCAUCCAGUUUAUGUGUGAGGUCCUGGAUAUCCACAACAUCGACGAGCAGCCUCGCCCCCUCACCGAUUCUCACCGAGUCAAGUUCACCAAAGAAAUCAAAGGUCUUAAAGUGGAGGUGACACACUGCGGAACCAUGCGGAGGAAGUACCGAGUGUGUAACGUGACCCGCCGACCUGCCAGCCAUCAAACGUUCCCCUUGCAGUUAGAAAAUGGCCAAACGGUGGAACGAACAGUCGCUCAGUAUUUUAGAGAAAAGUACAACCUGCAGCUGAAGUACCCUCACCUGCCGUGUCUGCAGGUCGGCCAGGAGCAGAAACACACCUACCUGCCCCUGGAGGUGUGUAACAUCGUAGCAGGGCAGCGAUGCAUCAAGAAACUGACUGAUAAUCAGACGUCCACUAUGAUCAAAGCCACGGCUCGCUCCGCACCCGAUCGCCAGGAGGAGAUCAGCAGAUUGGUACGCAGCGCCAACUACGAGGCCGACCCGUUCGUUCAGGAGUUCCAGUUCAAAGUUCGGGACGAGAUGGCUCACGUGACAGGUCGGGUGUUGCCCGCGCCCAUGCUGCAGUACGGGGGCAGGGUGAGCUCAGAGAACUUUCUGAAUCGGACCGUGGCCACGCCCAGUCAUGGCGUGUGGGACAUGCGAGGAAAACAAUUUCACACCGGCGUAGAGAUCAAGAUGUGGGCCAUCGCGUGCUUCGCCACGCAGAGGCAGUGCCGAGAGGAGAUCCUUAAGGGGUUUACAGAUCAGCUGCGCAAGAUCUCGAAGGACGCCGGGAUGCCCAUCCAGGGCCAGCCGUGUUUCUGUAAGUACGCACAAGGAGCCGACAGCGUGGAGCCCAUGUUCAGGCACCUCAAGAACACCUACGCCGGCCUGCAGCUCAUCAUCGUCAUCCUGCCCGGGAAAACACCUGUUUAUGCGGAGGUAAAGCGUGUAGGAGACACUCUUUUAGGAAUGGCCACUCAGUGCGUGCAGGUGAAGAACGUGGUCAAGACGUCACCGCAGACGCUCUCCAACCUCUGUCUAAAGAUCAACGUCAAACUCGGCGGCAUCAACAACAUCCUGGUACCACAUCAACGGCCGUCAGUGUUCCAGCAGCCCGUGAUCUUCCUUGGUGCAGAUGUCACACACCCUCCUGCUGGAGACGGGAAAAAGCCAUCCAUCGCUGCCGUGGUAGGCAGUAUGGACGCCCAUCCCAGUCGGUACUGCGCCACUGUGCGGGUACAGAGGCCACGGCAGGAAGUAAUCCAGGACUUGGCCUCCAUGGUACGUGAGCUCCUUAUCCAGUUCUACAAGUCCACCAGAUACAAACCAACUCGAAUCAUCUUCUACAGGGACGGUGUGUCUGAGGGCCAGUUCAGGCAGGUGCUGUAUUAUGAACUGCUGGCUAUCAGGGAGGCCUGCAUUAGCCUGGAGAAGGAGUAUCAGCCGGGCAUCACCUACAUCGUGGUGCAGAAACGCCACCACACCCGCCUGUUCUGCGCCGACCGCAACGAGAGGGUGGGACGCAGCGGGAACAUUCCUGCUGGUACGACUGUCGACACGGACAUUACACACCCUUACGAGUUCGACUUUUACCUCUGCAGCCAUGCUGGAAUACAGGGCACAAGUCGUCCGUCUCACUACCACGUGCUGUGGGACGACAACUGCUUCACAGCCGACGAGUUCCAGCUGCUCACUUACCAGCUGUGCCACACGUAUGUGCGCUGCACACGCUCCGUCUCGAUCCCCGCACCUGCCUACUACGCCCACCUGGUGGCCUUCCGUGCCCGCUACCACCUAGUGGACAAAGAGCACGAUAGUGCCGAGGGAAGCCACGUCUCUGGUCAAAGUAACGGCCGAGACCCCCAGGCUCUGGCCAAAGCUGUGCAGAUUCACCACGACACCCUGAGGACCAUGUACUUCGCCUGAGAGCCCUGAUUCAUCCCACUCGCUCGCCCACACACCUCCUCCUAAUUGCGGACCUGACACUGUGCGGCAGAAGCGGGGUGGGGGUUUGGGGGUUUGGUGGGGUGUAGUUCGGAGGGUCUCGUCAAAUCCCAAAUCAGGCCUGAUAGCUCACACCUGCUUUAUAUCCCACACCCAAAACUCAGCACUGUUAUGCAAUAUUAAACCAGCCAACCACGUUAUUUUAUUUAUUUAUUUCGGAGGAAGGUGACCCCUGCACCAAACAAAAGAAGGGAGUUCCCCCAACUCCACCCCUCGUCUGUCUGCUUAAUUUGUUUACCUCAUGGUUGUAACAGCAGCACUUUGACCGCCCAGUUUUUGCCGAACGACAUCCAAGAAAAGGCGACAGGAGUCAGGAAAGGGACGGGGUGGUUCGUCUUCUGCUCGACUGACGAGCAUCAGUCGUUUUGAAUUAUACUUUAGGAAUAUAUAUAAUGUUCACACAAUUUAUAAUUAUAAGUGCCACCCAUUAGGGCCAGAUAUUAUUACAAAGUUUUGUUUUUUUCUUGUUCCUUAGAGGUUUUUUUUUUUUUUUUCUUUCUUUCUCGUUUCCCGAGUGCCGAGUCAGUCUUUUUGCGGUGAUCCGGAUCACUGAGCUUUCACAUUUACUACAAUGCAAAGUGAUCUUUUUUUUUUUUUUUUUUUUUUUUUUUAAAUGUUUGUGUAUUAAAUUGUAGUUUUGUCUUGUUUGGUUUUAUUUUUAAUUGCUCCCUGUAUUUAUUUGCAGUCUUAGAUGAAUUUAGAAUUUUUUUUUCCCCCCUGUGUUCUGUUUUUUUUUUUUUUUUUUUUUUGUUUCUUUUUUUGUUUUAAAAACCAAGUAGAGGCCAUGUUAUAGGACAGAUUGUGAUAUUCUGGUUUUAGUGCAAUAAUUGAUCAGCGCCUAUGUAGAGUACAGCUUUCAGGAUCAUGUGAGAAUGGAAUUGGGGAUGAGAAUGUGAGGAAAAUGAAUAGGGGAUGGAGGGUUGGAGAAUAUUAGGUGGAAAACUUGUACGUCCGGCACUUUUACAGAUGUAAUGCGCAUAGUUAAAAAAAAAAAAGAAAAAAAAAAGAUCUCUCUAAUGAGGGUUCAAAUCAAGUGCCUGGUUUUAGAAAAGGAAUAUUUUCUAGAAGGGUUUUUUUUUCUUCUUCUUUUAAAUAAGGAUUUUAAGAAAACGGUUAAUGCAGUGCAUUACGAUGCCCAAGCACGCAAUUUAGCUGGAGUUGUGCGUUCUAAUAAGGUUCAGAGGCCACAACUUUAUUCAAUUGCAGAAAGCCAUGCUCUGUUCUUAAACUUCGGUUUUGUGAUGGAACAACGUUAAGACUUUCUUUCACUGAUCAGUAUUGCGUGGCCUUUAGGUCGUCUUUGGAUUCAGCACGAGUCCUUUAUGGGCUUGUAGCCCUCCCAGCUUUUUAAUCCUGCUCAGCAGAAACGUUGUAUACCAUCGCCUGCCACUUCUGAUCAGGAUCUAGCUGCUAUUGUUCAGGUUCCUUUGACGAGACUGACGGCGUGCUUCGGGGUUCCUUCGAGGACUAGAGAGAGAGAGCAAGGUGAUUACUCUUUUCGCCAGUAGAGGGCAGUAUGGAGUUGUACUCGCAGGCUCUCUCACCCCUUCUGAAGCACGAGCCGUUUUGUAGGCAGAGGGGACAGUAACCUGCACUAAUUAAAGCUAAAUAAAGCUUGGUGCUAUUCAGUGCGUCAUUUAUGGCGCACGCUACAGAGAUUUUGAUGUGAGGGUGGGAACAUAGAUUGUGCAAAUGGUGCUGGCUACAUAUCUCUUUCUGUUAGAGCAGACUUAUGUUUGGAUUGUGUUCGAUUAGGCGUGCUGAAGAGGACAAACGUGGUACCUAUGAUGCGUUAACCUCAAACCAGUUCACGUCAAGGUUAAACGGUUCCCAUAAUGGCGUUUAUCGAUUUUUAUUACUGGAAAAAUUUGACUUUCUUUCCAAUCCUGAGGUGACGUAUUUAUAACUUUUUUUUUUUUUGUUUGUUUGUUUUUAAAUUAUUUCCUCGACAAAAAAAAAAUUGAAUUGUACUGACUUUCUGAUGUUCCUAAAUACUAUAGACGAGUGGUAACAUUGCAAGAUUGUUAUGUAGAAACUAAGAAUGUGAUUUCAAGGCUGUCCUUUGUGUCUGAAGCAUCUUCAAGCAGAGAUGAUAGUGCAUGUGCUAAAGUUAAGCAUCCCAGUGAGCUUGAAUGCAUCACCAUCUAAUCAGGUGAUCCAGUGUAGUGUCUAAAGAUUUUUUUGUACCAAUCCCUUCUCUCAUUUUCAAAACAACACUGAUUCUUCUAGUCCCGGUUGUACCAAUAGUGAAUAAUGGAACCUGCUCAAUGUAAGCUUCGUUGCAGGUCAUUAGAAAUCAUCACAAGCAUGUCGGUGUGCUUUAGGGCAAUUUCAUGUCCAAUGUCCGCGUAUAAGAUCUGUGUUCAAUUUCAGCACCACACAUUCACAGCAUAAAAGACAUGACCGAAUCUGAUAAUCCCAUCCAGUGCUUAAAUCGUAUCCCUUAAAAUAACGGAACCACUAUCGGAGAUCUUCGGUUUUGUCCCAACGUGUCGAGUAUUUCCAAAUUGGUAUUUGAGGAACGUUCUGGUAGCAGAUGUUCGGAACAAAGCUGUGUAGCAUGACGGACCGGACGGUGCUCGGUGUGUAGCAGUUGUAUUCUGGUUUUCCUUCGGCGUGCUGGCUGACAGGUUUAUAUAUUUUUUUUGCUAUCCUUUUGUGAGGACCGAAGUCGACUCGAACCGCAUGCUCCGAACCCUUUUGCCCACUUUUCCAGUGUUUCGGUGUAAAAACGUGCGGAGCCAAAAGCGGUUAAAGUCCUUUAGAAAGUGCCUUUCCUCAUGACGGUGCUGAAGAAUCCGAAUUUAAGAGACAGAUCAAAUCGUUUUCGUUAUCAUAACUUGCACACAUGCAGACUCAUGCACAAGCUUUCAUUUACACAUUUUGAUCUGAAUAAUGAGGCACGGUGAAGUCUCUGUGUAUUUUCUGUUGUAACGAUGAUAUAUGCCGAGUAUAUAUAUAAAAUAUAAAUAUAUAUAUAUGUUAUUGAGCUCUGGGUUUUGUGUCAGGACCAGCGGGGAAAGUGCUGAGGAGGGGGAGUCGGUACAUAGUCUGACACGAAGAAAAAGGUCCAGCACAGCACUUUAAAUGCUGCCAACUAAACAAGAACUAAAGACGUGCUUGCUUCCUGAUUGUUUUUUUUUUUUUCCUGAUUAUAUGCCGGACAAAAUAAUCGUCAUUAUCCGGGCAUCCGGUGUAGGAGGAGGUUGCGUUGAUGUGGUGGCUGUAACGGGCAAUGUUUGCACAUCAAAGGUAGUGCAGUCUCACUAUUCAUUAUACUGUAUGCCUGCCAAUUAGCCCUGCCCACCAGGUGGCGCAAGAGUGCACCGCAGCAGCAUGUAUAGUUUAAGUAAUCUCCCCCCCACACCACCACCACCCUAUAAAAACAAAACAAUUAAUUACAAUACUAUAAGUCGUGAUUUUAUUGGAACAGCUACUUAAUUUAAUAUGGCUGAUUGACAGUCCAGAUGUUCAUGCUUGGCCCCUCCCCUCUGGUUUUAAGGUCGUUUCAGGUGGUUCGGUCAGCAAUCGUGCAAUGCCCUACAGAAUGAACCUUCUAAUAUCAUUCGAGUCUUAUUUUAUUACCUUCGCUUUUGACCUCGAGUAUUAGGGUCAAGACCCAAUCAGUCACUUGACAUGGGUGGGUGUCGGUCCGGUAGGAAAAUACCUCUUACAUCUUAAGAGAUCUCGGAAAAAAAUAACACUGCACCUCACUGACCUUGGUAUGCUGCAAAUGCUAACUAAACGAGUUCAACUGCAAACAUUGCUUUGAUUACAGUAUCAGUGCUAGACUUAAUGCCUGACAUUUAUUAUUCUUAACUAUUUGAGUAGUUAUAAUUGUAAGAAGUGUUCUUUUUGUGUGUGUGUGUGUAUGUGUGAGUGUCUCUUUAACACUUCUUUCUGUUUAUUGAGCCAACUUUUCAUUUUUUUGUCUUAUUUAAUUUUUUUUUUCUCAUAAUAUAUUCGAAAUAUAUAUGCGAAAUAUUUUAUGGUGUAUUUAUUAAAAGCUUGUUAAGUGCGGCUGGAGUGUCCGCAUAGUAAGCAGCAUUAAAAGGGGGGAGGGUCCGGGCAGAAAAGAGUUCCACAUCCCACACAAAUACACUUAGACGAGAGCUCUUCAGAUCCUACGCUGAAGAGCCGAUUUCUUUUGAAAACCAGUCUCCCAGAAUUCGUCUGGUUCCCCGGGGUGGUAUCCGGUGCUCAGUUUUACAUCCUGGAGAGUAGAAAGAACAUUCAUAUCAUUAUACAUGAUCACACUGACAGUAUUAUUAUCAUGGGCAGGUAUAAAACAAUACUCCUGUGUUAUAUGUUUCUACUUUCUUUUUAUUGGACUUCCUUAGUUUGACCUGCAUAUGGAAAAGGCAAUCUUACGAUUUUGUUUUGAACAAAAUAAGCACUUUUAGUUACAAUAAUACAGUUCACAAACAUAGAAUCAGUGAGAGAAGUUAUCAGGACUGGAUUUUGGACAGAUAUUUAAACACUGAAGGUGAUAAUGGACAGGAAGUUGUUCUUAGGGUACUGUUGAUUUAGCAAGUUGAAAUAUAGUGGAAUUAUUAUAUUACCGUCAGAGAGCUGAUACUCAAAAUUUCUAUCAUACUAUAUGGACACCUACACUAUAUUGCCAAAAGUGUGUGGACACCUGGUCAUGUGUGUGUUAUGAAGUUUUUCUUUUUCACAUUUAGUCCCCAAUUUGCUCUUAUAAUUCCCUCCACUCUUCUGGGAAGAUGUUCCACUUGAUUUUACUUCCACUUGAUAUCAGCCAUGAGGGUGUUAGUAAAGUCAGCUACUGAUGAAGGUGAGGAGACCUGGGGUGCAGUCAGCGUUCAAAUUCAUCCCAAAGGUGUUGGGAUGAGAUCAGAGCUCUAUAGCAGGCCAGAUCCUCUCCAAACCAUGUAAACCAUAUCUUCAUGGUGCUCACUUUGUACACAGGGGCAUUGCCAUGCUGGAACAGGUUCAAGUUUCCAAGUUCAAUCGAAUACCUAAUUUUAUUAUAUCGCACCCAAAGACCUAUAGAUUUGCGUACCCCCAGCUUUGUGGUAACAGUUUGGAGAAGAACCACAUAUGACAGGAAAGUUCAGGUGUUCCAAUACAUUUGUCCAUACAGUGUAUGAACAUCCCAUUCAUAUUUAGUCCCUGUUUGCUUUUAGCCACUAUUCUGGGAAGAUGUUUCAUUAGAUUUUGGAGAUCCUCCACUGAGAAAGUGUUUGUCAAGUACUGAUGUUGGAGAGGUGAGAAGGCCUGGAGUGCAAUCAGUUCAUCCCAAACAUGUAUGAUAGGGUUGAGGUCAGAGCUCUAUAGAGGUGGAUCUUCCACUCAAACCCAUGUAAAGCAUAUCUUCAUGGAGCUGGUUUUGUGCACAGGUGUUGUCAUGCUGGAACAGUUUUGAGUCUUCUAGUUCAAGUGAAAGGAAAAUUGAAUUCUACAGCAUACAUAGACAUUGUGCGUCCCCAACUUUGUUAGAAGAGCCACAUGGUUGGAAACGUCAGGUGUCCAGAUACUUUAGUCUAAAUAGGGUAUAUAAUAAUAAUAAUUCAAUAAAGCAUCGACCGUUGUUAAAGAUCAAGUAUUUAACCAAGUUACACCAAGUUGUUCCUCAGGCAGAGCAUCUACUCCGUCUGCCAUGUUUCUCCUUAGUGGAAUUUUCACCUAGUGAACAGAAUCGUGGGAUUGCCUUCUUGUUUGAAAUGUACUUACUCAAUAAGAUGGACCGGUUAAAGAGUCUCAUCCUGAUUAAAAAGUGACAAAUAAUUGGUUAUUAGUACAUGCAUUUUAGGUGUUAAUGACUAAACUGACACUAAGGAAAGGGAUCUGCUCCAGCCCAGACUCCAACCCUUUCUAAUGCUGCUUAUUUUCUGUUUUAGGGAACAGAGAACCACACUGAUAAUACAAUAAAGCAAAGCUGACGUGUUUCAAACCCAGAGCUGCUAAACUCCAGCCAUAAAGGUUCCCCUGCUUUUGGGAAGGGGAGGGUGGGGAGUUCGUAGUCGUGUGCUCGAGUCGAGUCGUGUCGUAGAGUCUUUUGUGCCAGAGCCAUUUAAGGAGCGAGCAGGAAGUAAAAACGAGUCCCAUUCCACUCGGGUGACAUGAGCCUCAGCCUUAACUGUUGUCGAAUAUUUGUUUUCCCUUUUUUUUUUCUUUUCCCCUUUAUUUUGGGGGGGGGUUCUGUUUAUUAAAAUGCCUUAGUUUGUAUAGAGAAGUAUGCUAACUUGCAGUCGCGUCUUAUAAACCACUAACUGUGCAACUCCCCACGUGUGAAAAUGUACAACUCGUCCAGCGUCCGGCUCCUCCAGUCCAGCACGAUAAAGACAGUCCCGAUCUGACGGCUCGCAGCUCGAUACCACCGUCUCGUCAUCAGUCCCAGGUCUCGUCUUCGGCCAUUCGUUCGUUUUUUACACAAGGGGGACAGAGACAUGCAGCCCCGGUGGAGUUCCUGCAUGAAGAGUAACGCACAUGCACAACUGUUCCUGAAUUUGUGGAUUGUUUACAAACAGUCGUUUACUAAUAAACGUCUCCAGCAUUCCUAACGAUGACUACGGGCGCUGUCUGGCGUCUCGAGUUAGCAGAUCGGCAAAAAAAAAAAUAAAGUACCUUUAAUCGACUCAAAAUGCUCCGUCUUUCGUGUCUGUCCACGGCACGGGACGCUGAACUCCACGAUACCUUCAAAGCAUAACGUUUAUCCCUAGAGGAACCAAAGUAUGCACUCUUUCAGCUAAGUGUCCUUCAGGACUGUCCUUCAGCUCGGGGGUCUCAAGGACGUUCUUCAUGAAUGUUUCAAGUCCGGGAGCUCCAUGAAUCUGUCCUCCCCCCUCCCUUCUUUGUCUCUCUCUCAAUCUCUGUGUUGCUACACCAAGGGGUCUUUUUAUUUUACUUUUAAAAGUAUUUCUUAUGUAUGUUUUGUAACUUUCUCUGAUGGCCUUUUAGUGUUGCUUUGCCUUAGAUUGAAGUGUAUCUUUCACUACUAAUUGCAAUAAAAAGAAGCUUUGCUUUUAA